This is a messenger RNA of Ictalurus furcatus (blue catfish), 2208 nucleotides long. RefSeq names its product ELAV like neuron-specific RNA binding protein 4 (gene elavl4). Gene Ontology annotation, cellular component: ribonucleoprotein complex. Gene Ontology annotation, molecular function: RNA binding. NCBI's taxonomy places the organism in Eukaryota, Metazoa, Chordata, Actinopteri, Siluriformes, Ictaluridae. The transcript is spliced from 8 exons. The record is from RefSeq and is a predicted model, not a curated record. Bases 1021 to 2208 code for a protein of 395 amino acids.
UUUUUUUUUUCCAUUUUCAAUCACCACGUGAAUACAGGCGUGGUGGCAAAUUGUCCUGGCAAUUGUUUCCGCGCAUGCGCACUUCACUUUACUUUUGCACACCCAUCAAUUCCUGCCUCUUCACAGCCUAUAGCCUAUGUUAAUGCUGCAGGCAUUUUGUGAUCAUAAAAUACAAUAUCAAAAUAUAGCCUACUGCCUGUAGUUUUAUGCUGGGAGCAUUCAAUGAUAAAGUCACAGUAAUGAAUUGGACAAUAAAAAGAGAGACCUAUAAAUGUGCGCUCUAGUAGGACACUUUGAUAAGGUAGGACAAAUCGUAAGAAUACCGGGAUGUCCUUUCAUAGUAAGUGAUUUAGGAGAGCUUUAAUUCCAGAUGGCUGCAUACUGUAGCUAUUGUAUGGGCUAAAUAAUGCACCACACAUGUAAUUUAAGCCAUUAUUUCAUAAAUGAAUAUAGGUAGAUCGUACUAUACAGCACGCCUGUGCAGAGUGUGUGUGUGUGUGUGUGUGUGUGUGAGUUGGAUGUUGGAUGUAGCCGUACAUCCGAGGUCUCCCUGCGGACACGCGCCGUUCACUCUUGCCUGGGCGCGAGCGCACCACCCCUUCUGUGUCUGCGCUCAGCCAAUCAGAUUUCACACGCGCGUGGCAGGGCGCUCCUUAAAUGGUGUGAAGGAAAAGGGAUGCUCGCACUAGCUCUCUCGGUUUUAGGCAGGGCGCUGUAAUAUUUUUGUUUUAUUUUGUUUUGUUUCUCGUUUUAUUUCACGUUUCUGUUCCGUCGUGCGUUCAGCAAAGGACAGAAAAAUCUCUGCCACGCGCAAGCUUCAAUUUCCGCCGCGCGCGCGCUCACACACACACACACACACACACACGCACAAAAAUACGCCACGGUCUCAUUUAUUGUUCUGAGCGAUCCGUCAGCGUCCGACUGUCCUUGGGAGAACCUCAGCACCUCGCCGUAGCCUAAACAGCACAGACAAGUCCUCCUGACUUCCUUUACUCCAAGUGUCAAAGCCCGGAAACGAGAAUGGUCAUGGGAUCGACAGAGACUCAGUGGCGUCAGGCAGACUUGCCGCAGCUCCAGGGCUGGGCUGACAAGGGACUGCUGACACAGCCAAAGAUGAUAAUCAGUAACAUGGAGCCUCAGGUGACGAAUGGGCCGAACCCGGCCACAGCCAACGGGCCAUCGAGCAACAACCGCAGUUGCCCGUCGCCCAUGCAGACCAGCAGCUCCAACGACGACAGCAAGACCAACCUCAUCGUCAACUACCUGCCCCAGAACAUGACCCAGGAGGAGUUCCGCAGCCUUUUCGGCAGCAUCGGCGAGAUCGAGUCCUGCAAGCUGGUCCGCGACAAAAUCACAGGACAGAGUCUUGGAUAUGGAUUUGUCAACUACAUUGACCCAAAGGAUGCAGAGAAAGCCAUCAACACAUUAAAUGGACUCAGACUUCAAACCAAAACUAUCAAGGUGUCAUAUGCACGGCCCAGUUCAGCCUCUAUCCGUGAUGCUAACCUGUACGUGAGUGGGCUGCCUAAGACCAUGACCCAGAAAGAGCUGGAGCAACUUUUCUCCCAGUAUGGACGAAUUAUCACCUCCCGUAUCCUCGUCGACCAGGUCACAGGUGGUUCGCGUGGUGUAGGCUUCAUUCGCUUUGAUAAGAGAAUAGAAGCUGAGGAGGCCAUCAAGGGCCUGAAUGGACAGAAGCCCUCCGGUGCAGCUGAGCCCAUCACGGUGAAAUUCGCCAACAACCCGAGCCAAAAGACAAGCCAGGCCUUGCUCUCGCAGCUCUACCAGUCCCCCAACCGCCGCUAUCCUGGGCCCCUGCACCACCAAGCCCAGAGGUUCAGGCUGGACAAUUUGCUUAAUAUGGCCUAUGGCGUUAAGAGGUUCUCUCCCAUCACCAUAGAUAGCAUGACCAGUCUAGUAGGGAUGAACAUUCCCGGGCACACCGGCACUGGCUGGUGCAUCUUCGUCUAUAACCUGUCUCCAGACUCAGACGAAAGUGUGCUGUGGCAGCUGUUUGGGCCGUUCGGUGCCGUCAACAAUGUCAAGGUGAUCCGAGACUUCAACACCAACAAGUGCAAAGGGUUCGGCUUCGUCACCAUGACGAACUACGACGAGGCGGCAAUGGCUAUCGCGAGUCUGAACGGGUACCGGCUGGGCGACCGCGUGCUGCAGGUCUCCUUCAAGACCAACAAGACCCACAAGUCCUGA